Messenger RNA from Closterium sp. Yama58-4, 504 nucleotides. The record is from the annotation of a GenBank genome assembly. NCBI's taxonomy places the organism in Eukaryota, Viridiplantae, Streptophyta, Zygnematophyceae, Desmidiales, Closteriaceae.
AUGGAACCAGGCGAGGCGGAGAACCAGCCGUUGAUUGUUCCCGGCUUCGACCGAGGAGAGGCAAUGGCAAGUAGCAACCGCGGCGGCGGCUCCUCCUGGAGCGUAGGAUCAUCGUCAGCUGCGGCCGUAGUGACAAGGAUGGCGGGCAAGCUUUGCCGCACCUUCGUGUUGAGGCACCUUGGUCCGCGAUGUUCCUCUGGCUCUCAACUCCCGCACAACCUGAGACUGUUUCUCACGUCACUCUCCGCGGGGCCUUUUGUAGUGUUGGUUGCGCUCGGUCCCCCUCGAGCAUCACAGCAAGCGCUUCUAGUGAGUGCGCUACUCAGUGCUGGCGGAUUCCGCGAGCGAGCAGCGCGAUGGGGUGGGUGGGUGGGGAGCGAGCGCGCUUGUUACCAAUGCCCUGGGACUCUUUGUUCCCAGCGGUCACAAUGGCUUAAGCGCCACACCAUGGGCCGCGGGCCCGCGAUGGAAAUUCUUGCUUUGGGGAUACCGCUGUUCCUCUGA